CGUCAUCACGCCCGCGCUCGGCUUCUCGCUCGGGUGUUAGUGGCGCCGGCUUCACCUCGGCAGUCGUGACUGGGGGCUUUCUGGUGACCCCCGGCCCAGCGCCUGCCGCCCAGUGGUCCUGUCGUUGGUCGUCAGCAAGCAAGCACGGCCGCUCUCCCGCGGGGAGGACCUCGCAGAGUCAUGUCCAGGCCGAGCGGCGUUUCCCCGCGGCCGCCGGCUCCGAGCGCUGGCGGCGACGGGGGCGUCCCCACUCUGUGUGGCCCUGGGGGCGGAGGCCGGGCCAAGGGGCUGAAGGACGUUCGUAUAGAUGAGGAGGUGAAGAUCGCAGUUAGUAUCGCUCUGGAGCGCUUCCGAUAUGGGGAUGAGAGAGAAAUGGAAUUUCCGUCUUCAUUUACCAGUACUGAAAGAGCCUUUAUUCAUCGAUUGAGUCAGUCUCUUGGUUUGAUCUCUAAAAGUAAAGGAAAGGGAGCAAAUAGAUACCUAACUGUGAAGAAGAAAGAUGGAUCAGAAACAGUUCAUGCACUGAUGACCUGUAAUUUGACUCAUAAUACAAAACAUGCUAUUAGGAGCCUAAUUCAAAGAUAUCCCAUCAUCAGUAAAGAGCGUACUCAACUUCUGCCUAAAACAGAAAGAAGAAAUGUGUUUGCAGUUGAAGCUGAAAACCGGGAAGUGAGCAAGACAAGUGGGCGACUCAACAAUGGCAUACCUCAGAUUCCAGUGAAAAGAGGGGAAUCCGAAUUUGAUUCUUUCAGACAGUCUCUGCCAGUGUUUGAGAAACAAGAAGAAAUUGUUAAAAUAAUUAAGGGAAAUAAAGUAGUUUUAAUUGUAGGAGAAACUGGGUCUGGAAAGACUACACAGAUUCCUCAGUUCCUUUUAGAUGAUUGCUUUGAAAAUGGUAUACCCUGCCGUAUAUUUUGUACUCAACCAAGACGACUAGCAGCUAUUGCUGUGGCCGAAAGAGUUGCUGCAGAGAGGAAAGAAAAGGUUGGGCAAACAAUUGGUUACCAGAUCUGAUUAGAAAGCAGGGUUUCUCCAAAGACACUUCUGACAUUUUGCACUAAUGGGGUAUUGCUUCGUACAUUGAUGGCAGGAGACAGUACAUUGUCAACUGUGACACAUGUUAUUAUGGAUGAAGUACAUGAAAGGGAUCGAUUUAGCGAUGUUUUACUUACAAAGUUAAGAGAUUUGUUGCAAAAGCACCCAACUUUGAAACUAAUUCUUUCUAGUGCUGCGUUGGAUAUAAAUCUUUUUAUAAGAUAUUUUGGAAGUUGUCCAGUAAUAUAUAUACAGGGAAUACCCUUUGAAGUAAAAGAAAUGUUUCUGGAAGACAUUUUAAGAACUACUGGAUACACAAACAAAGAAAUGUUAAAAUACAAAAAGGAAAAACAGAGAGAAGAGAAACAACAAACCACGCUUACGGAAUGGUAUUCAGCUCAAGAGAAUACUUUCAAGCCUGAGUCUCAAAGGCAGAGAACUGUUCCAAGUGUGACUGCAGAGUAUGAUUUAUUAGAUGAUGGCGGUGAUGCUGUCUUCAGUCAGCUGACAGAAAAAGAUGUGAACUGCCUUGAACCAUGGUUAAUAAAGGAAAUGGAUGCUUGUCUUUCUGACAUAUGGCUACAUAAAGAUGUUGAUGCCUUUGCUCAGGUCUUCCACCUUAUUUUAACUGAAAAUGUUAGUGUUGAUUACAGACAUAGUGAAACCAGUGCAACAGCUCUGAUGGUUGCUGCAGGACGAGGUUUUUCAAGUCAAGUAGAGCAGUUAAUUAGUAUGGGAGCCAAUGUCCACAGUAAAGCAUCAAAUGGCUGGAUGGCUUUAGAUUGGGCUAAACACUUUGGGCAGACUGAAGUUGUGGAUCUUUUGGAAUCUUACAGAUUCAUUGAAGAAAAAUCCUUUGAUGCACUGAACUUGGUUACAAUGUUAAAAAUGGUGUGGAUUUCCAAAGCUAGUGCCAUACAGCGAAAAGGCAGGGCAGGGCGAUGCAGACCUGGAAUUUGUUUCCGGCUGUUCAGUAGACUCUGAUUUCAGAAUAUGUUGGAAUAUCAGACUCCAGAACUUUUGAGAAUGCCAUUACAGGAACUUUGUUUACAUACCAAACUGUUAGCUCCAGUUAAUUGUCCUAUUGCUGAUUUCCUUAUGAAAGCUCCUGAACCUCCACCAGCUUUAAUUGUAAGAAAUGCUGUACAAAUGCUUAAGAAAAUAGAUGCAAUGGAUGCAUGGGAAGAUCUCACUGAACUCGGGUAUCAUUUGGCUGACUUGCCAGUAGAACCACAUCUUGGUAAAAUGGUGCUGUGUGCUAUUGUUUUAAAGUGUCUGGACCCCAUCCUUACAAUUGCCUGCACACUAGCCUAUCGAGAUCCUUUUGUACUGCCAGCACAGGCCUCUCAAAAAUGUGCAGCUAUGCUUUGUAGGAAACGAUUCACUGCAGGAACUUUCAGUGACCAUAUGGCACUUCUAAGAGCAUUUCAAGCAUGGCAGAAAGCACGAAGUGAUGGAUGGGAGCGAGCCUUUUGUGAAAAGAACUUUCUUUCACAAGCUACCAUGGAAAUAAUCAUAGGCAUGAGAACUCACUUGCUUGGUCAACUUAGAGCAUCAGGUUUUGUUAGAGCACGAGGUGGUGGUAACAUUCGAGAUGUUAACACAAAUUCUGAGAACUGGGCUGUUGUUAAAGCUGCAUUGGUUGCAGGCAUGUAUCCUAAUUUAAUCCACGUGGACAGAGAUAAUGUAGUAUUGACAGGGCCAAAGGAGAAGAAAGUACGGUUUCAUCCCACUUCAGUUCUCAGUCAGCCACAGUACAAAAAGAUACCUCCAGCCAAUGGUCAAGCUGCAGCAAUUCAGGCACUACCUACAGAUUGGCUUAUUUAUGACGAAAUGACCAGAGCCCACAGAAUAGCUAAUAUUUGAUGUUGUUCAGCAGUGACACCUGUCACUGUCUUGGUAUUUGGUGGACCAGCUAGGUUGGCGAGUAAUGCUCUUCAGGAACCUUCAUCCUUUCGAGGCAUUCUCUUACAGGGCUCAAAAUCUCCUUCACCAAGACCAAACAUGCCUAUUCGAUACUUCAUAAUGAAGAGUAGCAAUCUGAGAAACCUUGAAAUUUCUCAACAGAAGGGUAUCUGGUCUACAACCCCUAAUAAUGAACGGAAGCUAAAUCGAGCCUUUUCGGAAAGCAGCAUGGUUUACUUGGUAUUUUCUGUUCAAGGAUCUGGACAUUUUCAGGGAUUUUCUAGGAUUUCUUCUGAGAUAGGAAAGGAGAAGAGCCAGGACUGGGGCUCUGCUGGACUAGGAGGAGUGUUUAAGGUGGAGUGGAUACAAAAAGAAAGUCUUCCUUUUCAGUUUACACACCAUUUACUCAAUCCUUGGAAUGACAACAAGAAAGUCCAGAUCAGCAGAGACGGGCAGGAGCUGGAACCUCAGGUUGGUGAACAGUUGCUCCAGUUAUGGGAACGCCUUCCACUGGGAGAAAAAAGCACAACUGAUUGACACUCAGAACUCUUAGCUAUGGAAGACCAUCAUACUUAUAACCGCUGAGAGCACUGACUUUCAAAAACUGAGAUGGGGUUGUGUGUUAUGAAAGGUCUUUCAAAUACCCAGAAACACCACAAUUCUAAAUGCCUCUUUAUUUUUCUAGUACUUUUUAUCCCAUAUCUGUUUGGGGGUAUGAUUUCACUUUUUUUUUUGCACUUCUAGUUUAAUAAAUGAGGAGGAAUUUAUUGUGAACCCAUGUUAGUGCCAAUUUCUUUGCAUCUCAAAAGUAUUUGAUCUUUUUACCAUCAUUGUCUGUAAAGUUUCCUUAGAGUAUUUUUUAAGGGAAAUAGAAGUACAGGGAAAAAUGAGAAACAUAUCUUGGUUACUGAGUUCUAAAUAGAACAGGUUUUUGAUAGCACUUUUUAUGAUUUAUUUGGGUCAUUGCUAUGUAACAGAAAACCAACAUAAGUCUAAUUCAAAGGCAAAAAGAAAAGACUAAGUCACUAUUUCUGUGUUGAAGAACAAAGGAGUAAAAAUCAUGGGUCUACAUAAAAUCUUGAGAUCCCUUCUACUUUCUCUUGGAAAGCAUUAUGUGUUGGUGCAUUAGCUUAGAACAUCAGCCAUGAUUUUUGCUUGAAUUUGUAGUUAUUGUGUGUUUUUUUUUGGUUUGUUUUAUACCUUGAGACAUGCCUUUAAAUUGUGCCUAUGUGAGUUAUGUUCCACUGUAUGUGUAUUACAGCUCUUCUCCGGUUAGAGCCACUUGUGUUUUUCUGAUGAUACAUACAUUUUGUUUAGGUGUAUAUUUAGCAGUUUACAGUUACUAAAUUUGGAAGAACUUUCAAAAGAUAAAACUUGUUUUAAUUUUCAUCUGUUUUCUAAUAUAUAGCCCUGUAUGUAAAUGAUGAACUUGUUAAUAUUUAAAGUGAACACACUUUGAUUAUAAUUAAAAUUCUGUUUUUGGAAGAGAUGAACUUUAUCGAAUUCUGUUCAAUUAUUUAGAUCUUGUUAUUUCUGAUACUGUGUAAUAGGUCUAAGGUAACCGUGACCAGUGUAUCCCUUGAGAUAUUAAUGAAUUUCAAAUGCCUUGAAGAAUAUGAAAUUGAUGUAAAAGGUGAGUUUCAUCAGUAUCUCUUCCUUGAAAAAAUUUACCUUGUUAUGAUAGGGAAAUGGAAAAAAAUCUCAACAUGUGUUUAAAAGAGCCAAUCUUCUGCAUGUUAAUAAAAUGCGCAGCUACCCACCUUCCGUUCCCAGUUCAGACCCUGCAUUCUGGUGACAUGCCGUGUGUCUGCCGAACAGCCCAGCCUCACUCCACCGUUGUAGCAAAGAAGUCAGCGAGGAAGGAAUAUCUCAAAUAAGUACUUUAAGAAAAGACAGAUUCAUUUAACAAUGACUCAGUCACCAUUUAGAAUCUUAUAUUCUGGAAUAGAGACAGUCUUGAGGAAUAAGUCAAGGAUGCUUCAUCCCUGAAUCAACACUAGGGCAAAAAUACUUCAAUUGAACAUGUACCUCAACUGAUCACACGUUGUAGUCAGAGUGAGCUUCCCGGAGCGCUCAUCCCCGCGGUGCCCCAGCACUCUGCACCGUUCCUCUCUACUCAGAGGACCACGCAUUACAGUUAUAGGUCCAAGACUCUCAGAUGCACCUUGGUCCUUCCAGCCAAGUGUGAAAUUCCCUAUGGCUGUGUAAUAGCAUCUCAGACUGUGUAUUCAGUAUUGAACUACUAUUCUUUCCCUGCAGCCUGUUCCACCUAAAGCUGCCCUCUUCAGGUCCAUUCUUUUGUUUGCUCAGGCCAGAAAACAGUCACCCUUGAUGCCUUUAUUUCUCUCGGUCCAAUCCAUCAGAAAAUUUUCUAGGGUCUACUUUCAAAAUAUACCUGGACUUUGUUUCCCUCCGCACCUGUCACAAGCACUUCGGACUGAGCCACCAUCAUUUUUAUCUGAGUUACUGAGACAGCCUCCUGAGAACCCCUCUUCUGCCUCCCCCACCUCUGCCACCAAUCUGUUUUCAACACAGAGAUCAGUGAACAUUUAAACACAUGAAAUCAGCUCAUAUCACUCUUGCUCAAAACUCUCCAACAGCUCCCAUUUCACCCAAAAGCCAAAGUUCUUAUAAUUGCAUAAAAGCCUUCCAAGAUCUGGUCUCCCGUUGUAUCUCUGACCUUCUCUCCUGUCCUCUCCGAUACUCACUCCACUUUUUCUAUGUUGACUUCCUCACUAUUCCUUCAAUACACCAGGCAUGUUACAGCCUUGUUAUAGCUGUUCAGUGUGCCUGGAAUGCCCUUU
This is a messenger RNA of Manis pentadactyla (Chinese pangolin), 5744 nucleotides long. Its product is annotated as 3'-5' RNA helicase YTHDC2-like. Lineage: Eukaryota; Metazoa; Chordata; Mammalia; Pholidota; Manidae. Gene Ontology annotation, cellular component: intracellular anatomical structure. The transcript has 24 exons. Gene Ontology annotation, molecular function: RNA binding; ATP binding; protein binding. The record is from RefSeq and is a predicted model, not a curated record.